Molecule: messenger RNA, 10817 nt
Organism: Felis catus (domestic cat)
Lineage: Eukaryota; Metazoa; Chordata; Mammalia; Carnivora; Felidae
Gene: SRGAP1
Product: SLIT-ROBO Rho GTPase activating protein 1
Exons: 22
Coding region: 2782-5919 (1045 amino acids)
Biological process (GO): signal transduction; negative regulation of cell migration
Cellular component (GO): cytoplasm
Molecular function (GO): protein binding; GTPase activator activity
Source: RefSeq, a predicted model, not a curated record
AAGGAAUUUUAUGGUUUCAGGUCUCACAUUUAGGUUGUUAAUCCAUUUGAGUUUAUUUUUGUGUAUGGUGUAAGAAAGUGGUGCAGCUUCAUUCCUCCAUCUUGGGCUGACUUUCCACAGAGACUCUAGAACUCUGUAUGGAGUCCAGAGGCUUUUUAUCUGUUGCCCUGAGUAGCAUUGAGUUUAUUGUAGCUAUUUAGUUUCUGUAUGGAGUCUCUUUUCUUACAGUAUCAGACAUUGGGUCUUCUUGUUUAGAACGUGGAGAUUUCUCUUUUCCGAGUUGGUUUGCAGUAAAGCACAAGAUGGACCAAAUCACAAGAUUAACAUGUCCAAGGCAUUGCGUACUCUGGGUUUUCAUCUUCUCCCACCACAGGGUAAAUGUUGACAGGAGCUUUACAUUUUUCUAGAACUGUGAGGAGCUAUUAAUGUUUCUUGUCUGUAUCAAAAAGCUUUUUUUCAGUGACUGAAAAUUCUGUUAAAACUAAAAGAAUUGGCAACUUCCCAACUAUCCAGGCACAUGUCACUAUCUUCCAUUUUUACCCGGGGAGGAUGACCAUGGUCUCACAUUGUUGGGUAAUUCUGCCACAAAACAGUGUAACGUCUACCAUCUUGGUCAGAAAUACAGCUCAUGGCAGAACGAAGCCCCUCCAAGGUAGUCUAAGCUGCCACAGAAACUUCUGCAGCCCUCAUGUCUAGCUAGGUCACAGCAUACCCUGAGGAACACUGGACAUGGUUCUGUUCAGAACCAAGCUUGCGCCUGGCACCUGGGAUGGAUCAUGAAUGGAGAGGGUCAGUGGGGAUGGAGGACUGGUCCAAGAAAAACACACCCUCAGCCCUGCCCAUGGCUCCUCCUUCUCUUAAAUUUUACUUUCUGUGGCCCUAGAGGCCCCCUCCCCACUCCCAUUUUGUGCACGUGUGGUUUUUUUCUGCCUUGAAAGUCGUUCUCCUCCCCGUUUGCGUGGGAACAGUAUCCAUCCUGUAAUUUCCUCGUCCCUGUGACCACAGUGCCCAGGGCAGAGCCAGGUGCAGAGUGGAUGCUAAGUGCUCCAUGCUUGUUUGUGGAAGGAAGGAAGGAGUGAGUGUGUGAAUGACAGAGGGGCAAAGCCACACACAUAAUGCCCUCCUGACUCAGCAGAGGGUUUUAGGAGAGCUUGAAACUCCUUUGAGAAUUCUCAACUGGGAGGUGGUGGUGGCAUUUCUGGCCUGGGCUCCUAAUUUCCUCCUCUCCCCUCCCCUGUCCUCCACUUAAGUAGGUUUUAAAAGAGCAUAGCAUGUGUGAAUUGUCUAGUCAAGUAGUGACACAGGCAGCCACGGCUGCUGCUCUUAGAGGUUUAAUGCCACUUGACAACAUUUUAGAGAUCUGCUCUGUAAAAACAAUGGAACGCAAAGCAGGAGAGCCUGUCCUAUAAAGAAAAUAAUAAUGGCCUCAGAGUUGGUUUGUUUUUCCCUGUGUAAGAUCUUUGUUAUUUGGGAGUGAGUGAGUAGUGCCAUAAGAGACAGCUAACAACUGAACUGGCUUUUCCCUCUAAAGAUCCUGAGACCUGGUGUGUGUCAUACCAAAUAGUUAUGUCUUUUUCUCCCCCAGAGAGUUAGUCCAAGCAUCUAACCUGUGCUGGGCACAUGGUAGGUGCAUACUGUAUAUUUGUUGAAUGAAUAAAUAUGGUAAAUACUAAAUGUUUCUUAGUCACAGGGAGUUGAAAUAAAAGUGCAAGAAUGUCUCAUGGUUAUUGUGUAUUUACCAUGAGCGACUCUUUUGUCCGCUUUGUGUAGUUUUUCCAUGAAAUGCCGUUUCUCCCUGACUGACCUGUGGCUUCCCUCCCUUCUUUCGCUUUUACAAAUGGCUGCAGGUUCACACUGAUGACAUCUCUCGACCUCGCAGGUACUUCCGGAACACUCCAGGCUCUGAUGCCUGCCCUGGAUAAGAGUAACAGCAUUAAUCUUCGUUCACCCCUCUCCUCCCCAACUCCCAAGAAGCCAGUGCUGGGUUUUUUUGUUGUUUUGUUUUGUUUUUUUGUUUUUUUGUUUUUACCAGAAAGGAGUAGCAUGGUUUUUUAGAGCCACACUUACACUUUAGAAACUGAGGCUGACAGGCCAAGAGUUAGGGGAGAGUAAGCUGGUAGGGAGGAUGUAGAUGAGUGGAUGUUGUUCAGGUGUAUGUUUUUUCCUCCUUCGUGCUGCUGGCUGCAGUGACUACUAACCAACGCUUGAGUUUUGGUUUCAUGGUGGAAAAAAUAACCCGAGUUAACGCAAAAGGUUGUGCUUUCUGACUGUGGGAAGUUGAUACUGGAACUAUUUAGAGGAACAUGGUGUGAGCAGUGUAUGUUGAAGCCGGGGGUGUGGCCUCUGCCCCCACACCCCUUCACUCACCGUCCACCUCUGCAGUGCCCAGCCGCACCUGGGGUGAGGAGGGAGCGCCCCAGGCCUAAGUGCUACCACCUGAACUCCUCAGGCCAGGCCUGCCCGAGCACCCACGGCUACACAAUGAAAGCUGUUCACCUGAACGUAUGCAAGGGCUGAAUCAUGACACGGUUCACCUGAAACUAAUAGUACACUGUAUUGUUCACUGGGAUUUAAAUAAAGAAGCUCUUCACCUGGCCUACAGCAGGUCUGCGUGGUUGGUCAGUUUUGUCCUCAGCCAGAAAAGGUAGGAAGCCGACUACUCCUCCGGGCUCUGUUCUGCCCCGUUCCUGUCCUCUUCUACCGGGCCUUGCGGAAAACUGGUUCUGCUAAAUCCGAGCUCAGCUGGUAGAACAGCAAAAAUGCCUGGAGCAGCAAACAGAGAUGCGAGUUCAGCUUCUCCAGGACCUGCAGGAUUUCUUCCGGAAAAAAGCUGAAAUUGAGACGGAAUAUUCUCGGAACUUAGAGAAGUUAGCUGAAAGGUUCAUGGCAAAAACAAGAAGCACCAAGGAUCAUCAGCAGUACAAGAAAGACCAGAACUUGUUGUCUCCAGUGAACUGCUGGUAUUUGCUUCUGAACCAAGUGAGAAGAGAAAGCAAGGACCAUGCCACUCUGAGUGACAUCUAUCUGAACAACGUGAUUAUGCGAUUCAUGCAGAUAAGUGAGGAUUCCACCAGGAUGUUUAAAAAGAGCAAAGAGAUUGCAUUCCAGCUUCAUGAGGAUUUGAUGAAGGUUCUUAAUGAACUCUAUACGGUGAUGAAAACAUACCAUAUGUAUCAUGCAGAGAGCAUCAGUGCAGAGAGCAAGCUGAAAGAGGCUGAGAAACAAGAAGAAAAGCAAAUUGGAAGAUCCGGUGACCCGGUCUUUCAUAUCAGACUGGAAGAGAGACAUCAGCGGCGAAGCUCUGUAAAGAAAAUUGAGAAAAUGAAAGAAAAAAGACAAGCAAAGUAUUCGGAAAAUAAGCUAAAAUCAAUUAAGGCACGGAAUGAGUAUCUCUUAACCCUUGAAGCAACCAAUGCCUCGGUUUUCAAGUAUUACAUUCAUGAUCUUUCAGAUUUAAUUGACUGCUGUGAUCUUGGCUACCAUGCAAGUCUGAACAGAGCCCUGAGAACAUACCUCUCUGCAGAGUAUAAUCUUGAAACUUCCAGACAUGAAGGCUUAGACAUUAUUGAGAAUGCAGUUGACAAUUUGGAGCCCCGGAGUGAUAAACAGAGAUUCAUGGAGAUGUAUCCUGCAGCAUUCUGUCCACCGAUGAAGUUUGAGUUUCAGUCUCACAUGGGUGAUGAGGUGUGUCAGGUCAGCGCUCAGCAACCAGUCCAGGCAGAGCUCAUGCUCAGGUACCAGCAGCUGCAGUCCCGGCUGGCCACGCUGAAAAUCGAGAAUGAGGAGGUUAAGAAAACAACUGAAGCCACCUUGCAGACCAUACAAGAUAUGGUCACCAUUGAGGACUAUGAUGUUUCUGAAUGCUUCCAGCACAGUCGGUCCACAGAGUCCGUGAAGUCUACUGUCUCUGAGACCUACCUGAGUAAGCCCAGUAUCGCCAAGAGAAGAGCCAACCAGCAGGAGACUGAGCAGUUCUACUUCAUGAAACUCCGGGAGUAUUUGGAAGGUAGUAAUCUCAUCACAAAACUUCAAGCCAAACAUGACUUGUUGCAGAGGACCCUUGGAGAAGGUCAUAAAGCUGAAUAUAUGACUACAAGGCCUCCAAAUGUUCCCCCUAAGCCCCAGAAACACAGGAAGUCCAGACCCCGCUCACAGUAUAAUGCUAAGUUGUUUAAUGGGGAUUUGGAAACAUUCGUCAAGGACUCAGGACAGAUUAUCCCCCUCAUUGUGGAAAGCUGUAUUCGGUUCAUCAAUCUCUAUGGUCUUCAGCAUCAGGGGAUUUUCAGAGUGUCUGGUUCCCAGGUGGAAGUCAAUGAUAUUAAAAAUUCAUUUGAGAGAGGUGAAAACCCUUUGGCUGAUGACCAGAGUAACCAUGAUAUUAACUCCGUGGCUGGCGUUCUGAAGCUGUAUUUCCGUGGGCUGGAAAACCCCCUCUUUCCUAAGGAAAGAUUCAACGAUCUGAUUUCUUGUAUCAGAAUAGAUAAUCUCUAUGAGAGGGCGCUUCACAUCCGCAAACUCCUCCUGACCUUGCCUAGGUCCGUCCUUAUCGUGAUGAGGUACCUCUUUGCCUUCCUCAAUCACCUUUCACAGUACAGCGAUGAGAACAUGAUGGACCCUUAUAACCUGGCCAUUUGUUUUGGCCCGACAUUGAUGCCCGUCCCAGAAAUACAGGAUCAAGUGUCUUGUCAGGCGCAUGUGAAUGAAAUUGUCAAAACCAUCAUCAUCCACCAUGAAACUAUUUUCCCGGAUGCUAAAGAGCUGGAUGGCCCUGUUUAUGAGAAAUGUAUGGCUGGGGAUGACUACUGUGACAGCCCUUACAGUGAGCACGGUACACUGGAGGAAGUGGAUCAGGACGCUGGUACGGAGCCCCACACCAGUGAAGACGAAUGUGAGCCAAUAGAAGCGAUAGCCAAGUUUGACUACGUUGGGCGAUCCGCCAGAGAACUGUCCUUCAAGAAGGGCGCCUCCCUGCUGCUGUAUCACCGCGCGUCUGAGGACUGGUGGGAAGGAAGACACAAUGGCAUUGAUGGGCUCGUGCCUCAUCAGUACAUAGUGGUGCAGGAUAUGGAUGAUACGUUUUCAGACACUCUGAGCCAGAAAGCUGACAGUGAGGCCAGCAGUGGGCCAGUCACUGAAGACAAGUCUUCAUCCAAGGACAUGAACUCCCCAACAGACCGUCACCCUGACGGCUAUUUAGCCAGACAGAGAAAAAGAGGAGAACCACCCCCUCCAGUAAGGCGUCCUGGCAGGACCAGCGAUGGCCAUUGUCCCCUCCACCCCCCACAUCCUCUUUCCAACUCCUCCGUUGACCUGGGGUCCCCAAACUUGGGCAGUCACCCCCGGGGCCUGCUGCAGAACCGUGGCCUCAACAAUGACAGUCCUGAGAGGAGACGCCGGCCCGGCCAUGGGAGCUUGACCAAUAUCAGCCGACACGACUCCCUCAAGAAGAUCGACAGUCCUCCUAUUAGAAGGUCCACAUCAUCAGGGCAAUACACAGGCUUCAAUGACCAUAAGCCAUUGGACCCAGAGACGAUCGCUCAGGAUAUUGAAGAGACGAUGAACACUGCUUUGAACGAACUCCGAGAACUGGAGAGACAGAGUACCGCAAAGCACGCCCCCGAUGUGGUGCUGGACACCUUGGAACAAGUGAAGAACGCGCCCACCCCCGCCACGUCCACAGAGUCUCUCAGCCCUUUGCACAACGUUGCCUUCAGGAGCUCCGAGCCUCAGAUCCGACGCAGCACGAGCUCCUCCAGCGACACAAUGAGUACUUUCAAGCCUAUGGUGGCACCCAGGAUGGGUGUGCAGCUAAAGCCCCCAGCCCUUCGGCCAAAACCUGCCGUUCUUCCAAAAACAAACCCUACCGUGGGACCGGCCCCACCUUCCCAAGGUCCAACAGACAAGUCUUGCACGAUGUAAACUCCAGAUGAGCAAGGUCCUGUGGGGCGGUGAUUUAAGAAACAAAACAAAACAAAAAACGGAUCAUUGACAAAAGUCAGUGAUCCUUAACUUUCCUUAGUUUUGUGCUUAUAACUGGAGAUUUUUGGCUUUUCUAUGUUCUUGAAUGUAAUGUCGGAGACUAGCUAAAUUAACACGGGCAUUUGUAUUUUGUAAUUUUCUUCCUUUUUUCUUAGUAACUGGACAUAUGUCAUUUUAAAGACAAUAGAAACACUUAGAUUUACUUGAAAAUCCAAUGCUGCACCAUUUGUCACGAAGGCCACACCACUCUGCUCUCCGCGUCGUUCGGCGCUUCAGGUUUAGUGUAGCCUGGGUGAGUCGGAAAUGUCUGGAUCCAAAGGCACAAGCGUCUGAAGUCGCAGGCCGUGGAGUAUAACCAGUGUUGGUCUGUGGCGCUUGGGGGGAAUGGCUGGAAAGUGGUAACGGCAUUGUUGGGUAGCUGACAGCGAGUACCUCUGAGUCCGUGCAGUGGGACGAGGUCCCACUCGUGCCCAGGCUUGCAGUUGUCACGGUGGGACGUGCCCGGUGGGACUCUCAGCCCACUGCCUGAAUGAGUUGCAUGGUUGCCCCUUUCAUACGAGUCACUUCCCUGGGUCCAGAUUAAAAGCUCAGAGGAAGGGGUCGGACCCUCUGCAGUUACUUCUUGAACGGAACCUAGAAAAGGGCAAAGCUAAUCCUCCAGAGCUAUCGAUGUGACUCCUUCCUCAAGCCUGGUCAGGCCCCCGAAGACUUCCAGGUCCGUCCUCUGCAUUCACAAAGGACUAGAACAGUCUAAUUGUAAAGACUUCCUGGUUAUACUCCUCCACAAGUUCCUUCAGAGGUCUGUUACAAACUGCCUAGAAAAUACUUCCAGCUCCCCUAAACCCCUGUGUUCUCCUGUGGAAAUGGAGAACGCGGGCAGCACACAAGUCCUUGGUUCGCUCAGCCUUCUCUCCCGACUAAAUGACCUCGGUUCCUUUAAACCCGAUACAGAGGCUUGAUGACCCUAAGGUGACUCCCCAGCUCUCCUCUCCCAUUGGCCUCUUGGAGCCAACCAAGAACUGGCUGUGGUACUGGAGUAAGAGCCAUGCUGGCCAAGGUGGGGGGGGGGGGGGGGUCACAUGGUUCCAGGAGGAGUUCCUUCCAAUUUUGCACCCUGGAACCAUGACUUUUUUCUUUCCUUUCCAGGUGGUCUCAACAUAACCCAGAUAGUCAGGUGAGCUCCGUAAGGUACCCUCUUUCUCUGACAUCCUGGCACAGAAAUCAUUUUCUCUGUGUUUUCCCACUGUCUUAAAAAGGUUGCUUUGAAUUCAGUUGUUUUUACUAAGGUACAAAUCACCACUUCUGCCCAGCAGCAGCUUAUAUCGUGUGUAAACCUAUGAGCAUGUUUUCUGCUCUGACCUUGAACUUAAAGAGAAUUUUUUUUUUUUUUUUAGAUAAAUGGGUGGCCCAGAACUAACUCCUCUCGACCACCAUUGAUUUCCUUCUAGCUUUGGUUUCAAACUGGAAGCCAUUUGCCUGCCCACCUAAGAGUUGCACAGUAUGGACUUGAAUCUGUUAGCCCGCUGGUGAAUGCCUCAGGCAGGAAAGAAUGAGGAUCUGUACUAGAAUAUCAAGAUCAUUCCUGGGAUCUCUCCCUCAGUUUGCCAGUCUAAUCGUUGUAAUGCAGAGAGAGAUUAAAUUAAUGACGUAGGGUUACCUUUCAAAGUCACACUUCUGAUUGCCAACCAGUGGCCUAAUUCCACAAAUGGAUUGAAUCGAGAUUUUUUUUCCAAGUAUCCAGGUAUGGUAAGCUUUUAAAUCUUUGAGGUUUCUGAAGCAUCCGUUUUGCCCAUUGUGAAAACGAUGCCCAGUUCAGCAUCUUCUCUACCCCCCUGCCAUUUCCCUUGAGCUUUAGUGGUCCUUCAUCAACUUUAGACACCAUGGAGACUCAGCCAGGAUUGAGCUCUGAGUAGCACUAACCCUUUUAAACAAUCUUCCCAAAUUCCUAGGAAAUUGAAACCUUGCUGAAUAACCUCCCAGUUCUUUCCAGAGUCCGCUUGGGUUUCUAGUUCUCUGCUGCUAGAUGGGGAAACAGAAGCCGAGAAUAAAGAUGGAAGUAAUGGAGGAGGAGACUUUAAAUCUUCUAGAAAUUGAAAUGAAAAGGAUUGUUAAAAACGGUUUUUCCAUCGAUGGUGCAAGAGUAAGAUGUAAACAGAGGGUUUCAAAAGGGCAGAGGGGUGUCUUCUACAAGUUUUAACUUAGAUCUUACUCCUACAAGUUCAUGUCUUCAGAUUUCUCCCUGGCAGUCCUGCCCAGACUCUCCCCUCUUCAGUGUUUACACCGCUGAUGAAAUGAGGGUUGCCUUUCCAACCACCAAAUUAGGAUUCUGCUCCCUUAGGUGGCUGCUCUGGGGCCUCAGAGGCUGUGCCUUCUUGCAGGAAAUUUCUAAUGCUCCCCCAUCACUGCCUUACCCAUCUCUCUCUCUUCUCCCUAUACCCCUGUGACACCUUGAGGCCUUCUUUCUUUUUUUUUUUUUGUUUUUUUUUCCAGUCUUUUUUAUUUGUUCCAAUUCCCAUAGAAGGACAUGACCUCACAGGGAAUAAGGAUUCACCUAUUCUUUCUUUGUUUUGGUAAAAGUCUUCAGAUUCCCGGGAAAAGACAAGGUGGCCACUUCACAGAGGAUCCAAAAUAACACCCUGAAAGCUCAUUAAAAGCUUCUGGUGCAUUCGCCUGGUGCAUGGCCUUCUCUACAGCCACACAUCUAGUGGGGAGGAGGAAGCAUGCAAAGGGUGGGGAGGAAAGGAAGAAUCCUUGAGAUGUUACGCCCCCAGUUUCAAGGAUCAUAUUGUUCUUCGUUCACAGUUUGGCAAGGGGGUCAUUUUGAUGAUGGGCAGACGAUGGUUCUACAAAGAUGAUCAGACUCCACUUAUGCAAGAAUAUAUAUUCACAGCUGAUAUAACUCUGUUCAUGUCCCAUCCAUAGAACUCACUAAGUAGGCUUACAAGUUGACCUUUUGGUUUGGGUCAGGGGUAUUGGGAAAGGACUGAUUAAUAAGAGAGAGAAAAGGUACUCCGUACACAUUUUCUGAUGCGUGUUCUGUAAAUUAUUUGAACCAGUCCAGUGGCCCUUUGCAGAGCUCUGUAUUCAUGUUCAGGGUCAGCGCUAUCGGUCAACCGUUUUGCACGUUUUCACACAACAUAAUCUGACUUUGGUGCCCCUUGAGCCAUCCAUAGAAUAAUUUAGAGCAGGCUCCCACUUAAUCUACUGCAGGAAGCAUGAAUAGCUCUCAGCCGAUGUAGAGCGAACGAGUCACAUUGUAUUAACCGAGUUUUCUUUGUACUCUUGCCAUUCCCAAAAUGGGCUUAUAAUUUAAGGAAAAGAUAAGAGUGGGAAGGAUUGUGGUCUCCCCAGCAUUUGGGAAUGACACGAGGUCUACAAAAUGAAGAAACUUUAAUGUGAUAAGUACAGCCUCUAAAAUUCAAAAAGCCCACACUGUAUGUUAAGCAACUGGAAUUUAAAAGCUUAAAAAAAAAAAAAAAAAAAGUAAAGAGCCCAUAGGUCUAUUGAGGAUUUAGAAGACUUCAGAUUUGGGAUCGCAUUCAUUCUCGUCCUGACCACAGUAGUGAGACACCGUAAAAGUGGGAAAAGCACUCGGAUGAGCCUUGCUCUGAGUUGCCCAUCGCUGAGGCCACAGUCCCGGAGCAACUUAGAUGCAAAGGCUCAUCCGUGUGUACAAUAGAGCUCCCUACUCCAGACAGUCCCCUGAGCUGAAAACCAAACCUCCAGCUGGGCUGAGGUGUCAGGCUUGGUGCAGGGUGACUUUGGCACCCCUUUAUUCAGAUCAGUAAAACAAACUGGAAAUUGAGAUUUCACUUACCCUAGUAUACUUUCUUUAAAAAAAAAUAGUCUAUGUGGUAUAAUCGAGAUGGGUACCUGUAUCUUUAAAUUACGUAGGGACUUUUGUAUGUUUAAAUAAUUGUACCGGGUUCCAUAAUGCUUAUCUUAGAAACUGUUUAGUAAAAGAAAAUAUAUAAACCGUGCAUUUGUGAAUGCCCCCUUUAGAGCAUUCAUCCAAGUUCAGUGUGUAGUGUGAUGGUUAUUAUAGAUGUUUAAAGUAUAGUAAGUGGCUGUGUAACAGGAGAGACUGCUAAAAUUUACCUACGGAAUUAAGGGUAACUCCUGCCCACGUAAUUAAAUCAGUAUUGUCCUUUCCUGUCGGUUUGAUCAAUUGCAGUACUGGUAGCUUCCUGCUUGUGACUGUUACUAAUCGUGUCAAUGUACAUCUGUAGUAUGUACAUGUGAAAGUGCCUUUCUAUUUUAGAGGAGUUUUAGCCUUGCUCUUUACUGUCACCCCAUCCACCCCUCCACUCUUGCGUCUGGCCCCCCUGCCCCAAUUCCUACCGCCCCAUCGAGCGCCCCGUCCACCCUUCCACUCCUGCUCCCGGCCCCCCUGCCCCAAUUCCUACUACCUAUCUGAGCGGAAACUUCCUCCACGCUCUCCCUGCUUCUCUGUGUCCCGUCCUGUGCCUCGGUGCUCAGUAUCGUCCGUCUUGCAUCCUUGUCCGUCAUCAGACUGUCUCGUUUUGCUGGUAGCCGUGACUGUGCCUUUCCCGUCCACAGUGUCCCUGUGUCCUCCCUCCCGCUGUCUCUCUAGCUGCUGCAGCCCACGUGUCACCUGUGAUCUGUGCUGCCUCCGUUACAGUUCCUCAGCUCUGAGGCGGAAAUUUGGGGGGAUGCUUUUACAGUUCUGGAAGAAAAGAAAUGUUUUGUUAAUCUGUUGUGACAAUGCACUUUUAUGUAUAGUACUGUACAUUUUGGCAUGUACCAUUCCAGGCUUCAAUAUACAGUCAGGUCUGUUCUUCAUGGUGUAUCUUUAUAAUAAAUAAGAUAGUUCUGGC